Molecule: messenger RNA, 2699 nt
Organism: Pristis pectinata (smalltooth sawfish)
Lineage: Eukaryota; Metazoa; Chordata; Chondrichthyes; Rhinopristiformes; Pristidae
Gene: fam161a
Product: FAM161 centrosomal protein A
Exons: 6
Coding region: 598-2385 (595 amino acids)
Biological process (GO): cilium organization
Cellular component (GO): cilium
Source: RefSeq, a predicted model, not a curated record
AGCACGCUGCCUUACCAGUCAGCGUGCAUGCCCUGGCCUGGUUUUACUUCCCAAGGUCACAGAACUGAAAAAAAGAGAAACAAAGGACUGCAGAUGCUGGAAUCGCUUUUAAUUCAAGCCGUCCAGUCCAAGCCACAUUGUGACCGCCUGCUUUCCCCCAUGGACGCUGCCUGGCCUGCUGAGUUCCUCCAGCAUCAUCGUGUUUUUCAUCGCAGAACUGAAAACUUUUUUUUCUUUCCGCUAAUGUUGCCUGACCUACCGAGCACCACUUAAUUUGGAAAUAACCCGAAGCCGCUGGAAGGAAAUCAGAAGACUGUUCGGAAGGCGGUUCUGCUGCGCAGCGGCAGAGGGCGGGCAGCCAGCGGCGGAACAGCCGCGCUUGGAGCACCGGCCUCUGACCUGCCGACGCGCCCGACGUCCCGCCCGCGUCGCCGGUUGCCAAGCGCCGGUGGCCGGCCGUUGGAGGGCGGCGAGGAGCCCCGUCCGCGUCGAGUCUCCUCUUGCCUCCCCAUCACCUGCUGCGUCGAGCCUACGGUGAACCCGCAGAGCGGAACACCCGCUGCCUUGUGAAAGAGGGAGGCGGCCUUGGCUCUAGGUAUGGCCGUGUGCCUGAAAUCCGACGAGAAGAAUGAAAGUGAUUUCGAUCCAGAAGGGCAAGUUUAUUAUGUGGACACUGAAGAUUCCAUAACCUCCAGCAAAUUGUGUGGCAAGUCCAAUGAAGACUACUAUGAGAAAAUAGAGAAACUAAAAAAUGCACAUGUUUAUGCUAUGGCGAAACUAGAGAAAUUGUACAGGAGUAAACUCCAUGUCAGAAAUGAUGUCAUUGAUUCAGAGGAUCUUUGCGAAACUCCACUGUGUUACAGUUUAACCUGCAAGCUGAGUACAGAUAGGAAAAAUGAUGUCCAUCUUUCUUAUUCGACUGCGGAGGUAGAGGUGGGGAGUACUGCAUCCUUGAGCCUAUCAGAAUCAUCCACUGAAGAUCAAGAACUAGGUGGGGAAAAUUUCACAUCCCAUGGAAGGAAUCGAAUUCAGAGAAUGUGGGAUGGAUUUUCUGUCGAGAUGUAUAGCUCGUGUGAAAAACCCCAGAAGCUUGGAAGUUCAAAUUUGCUGAAAGCAAAAGUAAUUAAAAAGGAGCAAAAACACUGGUCACCAAAGAUAACAAUACCAGAGCCUUUCCAAAUGACCCUUAGGGAAGCUGAAAGGAAGCAGCAAAAGAUCAGAUCUAGAUCUCAAAUUGAGGUAGAGAAUUAUAUGCUAAGAAAACAAUUGGAGGAAGAAGCAGAAUGCCAGAAAAAUUUCUGUGCUAACCCUGUACCAGCCCACACCUAUAUCCCGCUAAUGGAAGAAAUAAUGGAACGGAAUGAGGAAAGAAGGAAAUUUGUUAAGGCAAGGAGCAAAGAGAUUCUACUGGCAAUACAAAAACCCUUUGCCUUUAUUGAAAGGGAGGAAAAGAAGAAAGAAAUUAGAAAAAUGCAAAUAAAGGAUCUUGAUUUAUUGGUAAACAAAAAAAAGACAUUUAAAGCAAAACCUCUCCCCAAAUAUCUUCAUGAUCAGAAGAUCAUUGAUAGGAUUGAAGAGGAAGAGCUCUACAGAGCAAUAAGGAUGAAAGUGAGAGCUCAAGAAAUGUUAAACAGUGCAUCCCUUCCAAAGAGUAUGCUUCAUAAUGCUGUCUUGAAAAGAAGAAAAACAGUGUGUUGUGAGCUGGAUAAAGAACUGAAAUUCAAACCCCAGAUUAAUGCCAAAGUUCCAGAUUUUGAGAUGUUGCACAGAAAAUCUCAGAGACAGAUCAUGAAAAAGAAGAAAUUGAAAUUGACAACUGUAUGUGAACCCUUCCAACUGCGCACUUCGCAUGUCUUACCUAAUAAAAAGUUUAUGGAUGAUACAAUAGCAGAUGAAACUCAGUUGAAAGAGAUACACUGGCCUUUUAUAUCUAGCAGAAAACAGUCAAAAUCACGUAACAGCAUGAAUUCAACUCCAUCAGGAUCUUUGGCCUUUGAAAUUACACGGAGCACAGAAGCUUCAAAGAAGAAAGAAGCUGCUAGUAAUCACCAAAGAAAAAGGACAAAAAGCUACCUUUUAGAACUUGAAGAGAUGCAGGAGAUAGUAAACAGGAGGCCUUUGCUCCAAGAGGUGCUGGCACAGAGAAAUGCUAGAAGAUCAGCAGAGAGAUAUUGUACUACAGCACGAAAAGAACGAGGAUUGAAGGAAGAUUUUGUUUCCCAGCGAGGUCACUCUGCUUUAAAUUCAAGUGACAGAGAGUCUGCGGAAAAUGAAGAGGACAGCAAUGUAAAUGAAGAAAGUUCUCAAGAGGAAGAUGAUGGACUUGACUUUGACUUCAAAGAUGAUUAUGAAGAUGAGGAGUCAAGGGUUGCAGAAGAAAAUUAAGACAGAAUGUGAAGCUGAGUGACUGUAAAGCAGCAAGAAGUUUGAAGAAUUUUCUAUAAAUGACUAACUGUAUUAAGUGAGUUUUUUGAAUAACAAUUAUGCUUUAUUCCUAAUGGGUACUAUUUUUACAAUUUUGUAUGAUCAUAGACUGGCAAAUUACAGAAUUAAUGACAGAUUACUUAAUUUUAUGAUAAGACUGAUUUUUAUUACUGAACUUAAAGGGCAUUUAAUCAGGUCUGGCAAAUUUGUCUUGUGAUUCUCAAAUAUACAACAGAAAUCCAACUGAUGUUAAUGACGGUAGUACUUUUUUUCAG